AAUUAAAAACAAAAACAUAAAAAUCAACAGAAAAGAAAGAAAAAAGAAAUUAAAAUGCUUAAAAAUUUCAACAAAGCUUUGAAUUAGAAAUCUCAAAAUCCAGCAUAGCAAUUGCCUACUGCAAACUAAAAGCCAGCAGCAGUAGCUACAGGUGCUAAAACUGUAGCAUCAAAAGGCGUAUCUAAGCAUGAGUAAAUGGAAUUACUAAAUCUUUUAGAUAAAUGCACAUAAAUAAUGAAAGAUGAUAGAUUAAAUUUAAGAAAUCUUAUUAAAGAUGGACAAGGGUAAGAAUUAGAAGAGAUUAUUUUGAAACAUAAAAAAAAACAAGAUAUUUAAAACUUAACUCUUGAUCUCAGAAAAUACUUAAAUAAGACUAAAUUCAGAGGCGGCUAAACUCCAUCUUCUAACACCAAUAUUGCUCCUACUCCUAACUAAAAAGGCUCUUAAGUGAAUCUUUAAUAAACUUUUGGAGAUUAGCGCUAAAGCAGAAAAAGCGAAUAAGAUUCAAUUUAUAGACAGCAAAAAACUUUUACAGAUGCUCUAAACGUGCAAUAAAAUAAUUCAUCUUAAGACGAAAAUAUGCAGUUUACUUUUGAACAACAAAGAGUUUAACAAUAAUUAUAGAUGUAAAUGAGAUAAUAACAGUAAUAAUUAAUGCAAUAAUAGUAGCUUGAAUAAUAAAUUAAAUAGUAAAACUAAUAUCCUCAAAAAAUGAGUCCCUUUAGACGCCCUUAACAAUAGCAAAUACAAGAAUUAAAUAACACUAAUUCCCCUUUGAAAUAGUCAAAUCAAAAUGUCUUUGAUUAAGAUAAUGUUCAUGCAAAUGAUUAUCACUAAUAAUCUUACGUCAACACUUCUUAAUCUAGAGGUGAGUAGAUAGUCACAGAGUACAAUGAAGAUGAGGAUUAGCACGUCUUAUAGAUGCAAUAGCAAUCAGUUUAAAACCAACAAGUCGAGGUAAAUGAAAACGAAGAGAGCACUCUACGUAAAAGACUUUAAGAAACUUAAAAUGAUGAGGGAAAUAUGGAAGAUGAGCAAUAAUACAACGAAUAAGAAUUAUAGGAAGACUAAGAUCUUGAAUAACAAAAUUAAGAUAUGUUAGAGUAUUAACAAUAAUAAGAGGAAGUCUACUAACAAUAAGAAGAAUACUAAUUGAAUACUUAGUCUCAAUUCUCAUAGAAUCAAUUAAGUGAGCUAAAACAAAAUUAAUAUGAAUCUUAGUAGAGCUAAUAAGCUGCAAUUAGUGACUCAGCUAUGGUAACUUAAAAUUCUUAGGAACUCACUCUAGAGUAGUAGAAUUAAUAUUUACAUAAUUUAGAGAGCUAAUAGAAUUAUUUCUAAUAAUAAUUUUCUUCUUAAAUAAGAAGAAGCAGCAUGGGAUAAUCUGAAGGCCAUGUCGAAAUGAGUGAUCAAUAAAUGGAGUAAGCUAUCUAUGCAGAAUAGCAAAGAAUUUUAUAAUAAGAAUAAGAAAUGGAAAGAGUAAAAAGGGAGAGAGAACAAUAUAUCUAACAAGCUAUUUAAAGAUCUGAGUAGUCUCGCUUUGGAAAUUUCUAAAAUAAUAGGGAAGACUGCAAUAACGAGGAGAAUAAUUGUUAAGGAUAAGACUAUCAAAGCUGCGAAGAUGAAAACGAAUCAGAAGGCCAUCACGAAGAAGAAUUCUUUGAUUAAAUUAAUGAUCUUGACUAAAAGGAAGAAACAUUAGCCAAACCUAACUUACUUAAGCUAGGAAGUCUGCAAAGAGGAAACUCAUACUAAAUUGCAGAUGAUCCUGUUACUCCUAUGAAUCAUCCAGUUCAUAUGGACAGCGGAGUUUAAUAUGCUCCUGUCAAACACAGAAUGGAAGAAAUGACAGAAUCAAAUGACGAUCCUUUCAGCUUAUAAAAGAGAUUAUCAUAAUAAGUCUCUAAUGUUAAGAGUUAGUAUUCUGAUGUUAAGUUACGCGAUGAAAAUGGUGAAUAAAGAUACCAACUCGAUACAUAAAACUCAAAGAGAAAUGAUACUUAGGAAAGUGGUAAUAAAUACAAUUCCAACUCUUACAGUUAAAAUAAAUAUAAUUCAGUGAGAAAGAGUAAUAAUGAUGUUGAAAUCACAACUGAGUUAAUUUAGCAUAACUUUGAAGUUCAAAUGGAAAAGGCUUAUUUAGAAUAAUAAAAACUAAAGAGUGCUUCAAGAGAUUAAAAUAAUCUCUUCGAAGAAAAGUCAUUUUCAUCUGCUUAUGGAUAACAAGUAUCAGCAGAAAAGCAAUAAUUCAACCAUAUGAAUCUAUUUAAUUGUGCCAUGAGUGGAUUUGAAUAGGAAUCUGUAUAGUAACCAUAUUCUGCUAGAAAGGAACAAUAAUAAUAUGACUCCAAAGUAAUUUACAAUGUUGACAACUAUGUAAGAAGUGCCACUAAUCAAUUUACUUAACCUAAUGAAGAGAUUGACGAUUCCUGUUCUAUUAACUUUGCUAACGAAAAGGUUGAAUUAAAGUAUAAUGUUGAAGAAAUGUUAGAAUCAUCUGUCCGUGAAAGUAAUUUAUAAAAUGCUCCUUAACCCACAUACAUGCCUAAGAGCGAAAUUUUGAAGGUAUUUUAGAAUGAGCAAUCAUUUUAACAAAACAAUUCUUAUUCCCUCCCAACAGUUAAUAUUAAUAACAGUACAACUUUAAAUGUUGUUCAAAAAACCUAUGAUAAUUACUACGCUGAAAGAGUAGCAAUUGAUUUAUCAGGAAACCACAAUCUUUUCUAAAAGAAGACAAUUCCUUCUGCUCCUAUAAACAUUUAUAGCACACCUUCUUAGACUAAGUAUUAAUCUGUUGGCGUUUCCUAAGAAUAAAAUUCAAAUGGCAAAAUAUAUUCAUCUAGUGUAUUACCUCCUUCUAUCCUCAAGUCUCCUGCAUUCAGAAGGGAAUAUCUUAGGGGAACUGCUGAUCCUUCUGCUAACAAAGAUAGAGUCACCAGUAUGCUUUCUCCCAGCAGAGAAUACCAAAAGCUUGAUCCCUCCAAAGAUCCUAUUAAGAAAAAAUAUAAUCAUUUGUUCACUUCUCCCUAGUUGAUGAAACAAUGCAAUGUGGAUUUUGAGAAGGAAAAUAUUGGUAUAUCUUAUUCACCAGAAAGUCAAAAGCAAUUUGUCAAUUCAGAACGUGAACUGAUAGAGCAAGAGACAAAAGAGUUUUUAAAACGCUCAGUUGAGAGAAGUGCUUAAAGAGCUCUAUAAACAAACAGCAACGUCUUCAGUAGUUACGAACCUUAAGAAAUAGUAACUUCUCGUCUAAGAGACUCAUCAAUUCCUAAAAAAUCUAUCAAUUUUGCUAAAAGCCCCUAUUCCACCAAAAAUUUAAAAGAAUCUUUGAUGAAUACUCCAAAUUUGAAGCAAAGCAUUUAGCUCCCAAUGUUUUUGACUAGCGCUAGUGUUUGUGCCAAUACAGAUAAAGCAUUUUAUGUUUCUAGAUUCACUCUUUACAAUAAAACUGCUUAAGAAGUUUUUGAUAUUAUUUUUGGUAAUCAAAUUUUCUAAGACAAGGUGACAAAAAUGGCUUUCAGAAACCGCUUGACCUACCACUAUCCCACAAUCCCUACUAAUGAAAUAGAUGGAUUCUUUGACUUUUUGGAUAUUAAUUAAGAUUAAGUUCUUGAAGUCAACGAAGUAGGACCAGUUCUAAUGAGCAUUUGUGAUUAUAAAUCUAAAGAAAAUGGAAAAUUAAUUUAGGUUUUUAACUUUUUGGAUGUUGAUAGAAAAGGAUUUAUUACAAGACUUGAAACUGAACAUCUUAUACACACAUCUAUAAUAAAGAAAAACUACCAUAACACAGCCCUCAAUCUCUCUAAAUAGUAAUUACAAAUCAUUAUUGAAUAAUUAUAAAUAUUAUUAUAUAAAAAAAGAUUAUUUAAGGAGGUUGAUAUUGAACAAAAGGGAUACCUUACUUACUGGGAGCUCUACAGCUGGUAAUUUAUUUUGAAAAUGAAAAAAAAUAAAAUUAAAUAUUUUUGUAAAAUCAAUAGUAAAAAAUAAGAAUCUAUCAAAUAACUAAUUGAUAUCCUAACUUGUUGA
Molecule: messenger RNA, 4029 nt
Organism: Tetrahymena thermophila SB210
Lineage: Eukaryota; Ciliophora; Oligohymenophorea; Hymenostomatida; Tetrahymenidae
Exons: 6
Molecular function (GO): calcium ion binding
Source: RefSeq, a predicted model, not a curated record